Molecule: messenger RNA, 716 nt
Organism: Haliaeetus leucocephalus (bald eagle)
Lineage: Eukaryota; Metazoa; Chordata; Aves; Accipitriformes; Accipitridae
Gene: TMEM14A
Product: transmembrane protein 14A
Exons: 5
Coding region: 41-346 (101 amino acids)
Biological process (GO): regulation of heme biosynthetic process
Cellular component (GO): mitochondrial membrane
Source: RefSeq, a predicted model, not a curated record
AGAGCGCUAAGCUGUGCCCUCAGAAGACCUAGUUGGGACCAUGGCUAUUGACUGGAUUGGUUUUGCAUAUGCUGCAUUGCUGGCUGUUGGAGGUGUUGUAGGAUACACUCGUAAAGGUAGUAAAAUCUCUUUAGCUGCUGGUCUCACCUUUGGUUCUGUGGCUGGUUAUGGAGCUUACUGUGUAACACGUGAUCCAAGAAAUGUGAAGAUAUCGUUGUUUUCAGCUUUUCUUUUGACCAUUAUAAUGGGAAUGAGGUUCAAGAGGUCCAAGAAAUUAAUGCCAGCCGGACUAGUAGCAUGCCUGAGCCUUUUGAUGAUUUUGAGGCUUGUUUUUAUGCUGCUGUAGGAGAAUUUAGCAACUUAAGAACCAAAGUAUGACUGCCAUGCCCACCGAACAAACAGGCAAGCUCUCCAUACUUGAAAGACAAGUUUGAACACGUCUUACAUUGCAUUUAUCUUUCCUGUAAAAGAUCUGUACCUGUUAUUUGAUUAUUGAUAUAUGCUGAUAUUUUGCAAGCUUUUUUUUUUAAACUAAACUAAAGCGUUUUGUGGAUGAUAUAUUUUGAUCUACUUUGUUUAAGCAGUCUGUUAACUCAAGGGAUCUUUCUCUGUAAGUUUGAUCUGUUUCAGGGGUGCUGAGCGCCCCAAGAAAUUGAGUUAGUCUUGCGCUGUAUCUCUGAGAGAAGAAUAUAUAUAAAUACAUGUUUAUGCUAAAA